Coffea eugenioides is the source of this 724-nucleotide messenger RNA. RefSeq names its product quinone oxidoreductase PIG3-like. The transcript is spliced from 6 exons. Gene Ontology annotation, molecular function: oxidoreductase activity; zinc ion binding. Bases 77 to 724 code for a protein of 215 amino acids. The record is from RefSeq and is a predicted model, not a curated record. Lineage: Eukaryota; Viridiplantae; Streptophyta; Magnoliopsida; Gentianales; Rubiaceae.
AGUCUUCAAAGAGAGAAUUUUGGGUUAAAGAUUGAUUCGUUAUUUCUGUCUUUCUGCGCAAUUUCUCAUAAAUUGGAUGCGGGUUGCUAUAACUAACAAAAGUUUACCCGGUCCUGAGGCUUUGACCGCCAGAAUGGUGGAUGAGUCCGUUGUGAAGGAUAAUGAAGUUGGUGUAAGUAACAAAAUGAAGGCUGUAUUUUAUGACAAGUGUGGAGGCCCUGAAGUAAUAACCCUUAGAGAGGUGGAUGCCCCCAUAGUGGGGGAUUAUGAAGUAUUGAUCCAGGUUGCUGCCACCACCUUCAACAGGAUGGAUCUUUGGCCACGAUUAGACGAAAAUGAUGAAAAUGAUGCCUCAAAGAAAUAUCCUAUCGGCAUGGAAUGCUCUGGGAAAAUAUUGAGAACCGGGAAAUUUGUGGCCGGAUGGAAGCAGGGUGAUGAGGUUUGUGCUCUCCUUCAGGGAGGAGGAUGUGCUGAUUUAGUGGCUGUACCUGCAUAUCAUAUCAUUUCACCUCCAAAAAAGUUGGAUUUAGCUUCUGCUGCUGCCUUGCCGCGUGCAGCAUGUCUCAUUUGGCAUUGUUUUUUUCUCAUGAACAAGCUUACCAAUGGUCAAAAAGUUUUGAUACAUGGAGGAGCAGGGGGAGUUGGAACAUUGGCGAUUCAGAUUGCGAAGCACUAUGGCUGUCAAGUAUUUGCAACCGCAGGAAGUAUUGGAGUAUGCAGAUAA